CGCAUUUGAGAAAAAANCAAAUUUCCAUGCUCUUAAUAGACAUGACUCCAUUUUUGCCAUUGCAGAUAUAUCAGAGACGAACCCUUUCGAUACUUCAACACUGAAGCCUGAUUAUCGAAAGCUUGAAGUCGGUAUUCGUCCUCUUAUUGUUCCGCCCUUUGCAACUGGAUCGUUGAAAGUCGAUCAGAAUGCCACAUCAAACGUGCUCGUUAUUGGUCUCGGUGGUGCUCAUUUAACCAACUACCUGCACUACACUUUUCCGAAAAUGAAGAUCACAAUCGCUGAGCUAGAACCAGCAAUGGUUAGAGUGGCACGUAAAUACUUCGGAUUGAUAGAAGACAAAACGCAGCGAGUUCUCGUCAUGAAUGGACUCACUCUCCUCAGAAAGGCUGCCAAAAAUGGUUGGAAAUACGAUGCUCUUUAUAUUGAUGCUUGUCCAACGAAAUUGCCAAAAAUUGACGAGGUUGAAGUCGUUUGCCCCGUCUCAGUGUUUCAAAAAGAUCGCAGCAUCAAAUUAAUGAGAAAAGUACUUAAAAGCACUGGAUCACUUGUGCUGAAGGUACUGAUAUCUGCAGAAGAUGUUGAUGAAUCCGCAGAAAAGCUUGCUGAUACUUACCGAAAGCACUUUGCGAAUUGUGCGGUGCUGGAUUCGUCCACCGUUGUCAAUCGGGUAGGUUCAACGAGAAUUAUGAUUGUAUGCAGUAACAAGGGAAUCCCGAGAGGACGCUACAAGAAGGAGACACUUAAAGCAAACGCUGUUAAAUUUUUUGCAAAGUUCGGAUUGAUUGAUGAUGAUUGUUGUACAGCUGUUCUGGACGAUUGCUGCAUACUUGAUCACCCAAAUGUUACCGCAAUAUUACCUUGA
Anisakis simplex (herring worm) is the source of this 865-nucleotide messenger RNA. The record is from the annotation of a GenBank genome assembly. Lineage: Eukaryota; Metazoa; Nematoda; Chromadorea; Rhabditida; Anisakidae.